CAUAACAACCCGAAACGUAAAGGAAAAUCCCCUCUUGUCCAACUGCGCUAUACUUGUAACCAAACAUAGGGCUAGGGCUAGGGUUCCUCCGUCGUUGUAGUUUUCUACCGGCCGAAAAUUGAAGUACUCGAGCUCCGCUCUCAGUAGAAUUUUGCAUACGACCAUGUCUCUCCCGCCCGUAGAGCGUGCGUACGUCACAGAUGACUGCCUUCGUCAAUGGAAGAAUGGAAACCCUAGUUUCAAGCUCCCGGACCCUGUUCCGAUGCUUCGAUUUCUCUACGAGCUCUGUUCCACCAUGGUAUGUGGGGAACUGCCGCUUCACAAGUGUAAAGCGGCCUUGGAUUCGGUUGAGUUCUCCGACGAGGUUUCGGACCAAGACUUGCCUUCCUGUUUUGUGGAUAUCAUCACCCAAUUGUCUCAAGAUAUUAGAAUGCCUGGAGAGGAUCGUGUUCGUCUAGUAAAAUUGGCCAAAUGGUUGGUGGAAUCUUCCUUAGUUCCGUUGAGACUUUUCCAGGAGCGCUGUGAGGAAGAAUUUUUGUGGGAGGCUGAAAUGAUCAAGAUAAAGGCUCAGGAAUUGAAGAGUAAAGAGGUCAGAGUAAAUACCCGUCUUCUAUAUCAGCAAACAAAAUUUAACCUUCUCCGAGAAGAGAGCGAGGGCUAUGCCAAGCUGGUUACUCUUCUUUGCCAAAACUCAGAAACUUCAUCACACAAUGCAGCAGCAACAAUAGGAAUUAUAAAGUCAUUAAUUGGGCAUUUUGAUCUGGACCCAAAUCAUGUUUUCGAUAUUGUUUUGGAGUGCUUUGAACUUCAACCAGAUAGUGAUGUCUUUUUGGAGCUGAUACCAAUUUUUCCAAAGUCUCAUGCUUCACAAGUCCUUGGUUUCAAAUUUCAAUACUAUCAGCGUUUGGAAGUAAAUAGUCCAGUACCAUUUGGACUUUAUAAGCUAACAGCUUUGCUGGUGAAAGAGGACUUUAUUGAUCUUGAUAGCAUAUAUGCUCAUCUACUUCCGAAGGACAAUGAGGCAUUUGAGCAUUAUAGUGCUUUCUCUUCCAAGCGACUUGAUGAGGCUAAUAAAAUUGGUAAAAUAAAUCUUGCUGCAACCGGGAAGGAUCUGAUGGAUGAUGAGAAACAAGGAGAUGUGACAAUAGAUUUUUUUGCCGCUUUAGACAUGGAAACAGGUGCAGUUUGUGAGCGGUCUGCAGAGUGUGAAAAUAAUCAAACUUUGGGCUUGCUUACUGGUUUUCUUUCCGUAGAUGACUGGUACCAUGCACAUCUACUAUUUGAGCGGCUCUCACCUCUCCAUCCUGUUGAACAUAUUCAAAUCUGCGACAGCUUGUUUAGGCUCAUUGAAAAAUCAAUCUCUUCUGCUUAUGACACUGUUCGUCGAGCACAUCUUCCAAUAUUUGGGGCUUCCUCAGGAACUAGUAUUGAUGUGAUGAAUACAGAAAAUGCAUCAAUCCAUGGAUCAUUUAUAGAACUUCCAAAAGAACUUUUUCAGAUGCUUGCUUGUGCUGGACCAUAUCUUUAUCGUAAUACUUUGUUGCUGCAGAAGGUAUGUAGAGUAUUGAGAGGUUAUUACUCGUCUGCGCUUCAGCUUGUAAACAGUGGUGAAGGACUCAUAGAUCCCAAUCAUGUUUUUGGAGGUAAUCCUCGUCUGCAUCUUAAGGAAGCAAGGUCAAGGAUAGAGGAAGCUUUGGGAACAUGUCUACUUCCUUCUUUACAAUUGGUACCUGCAAAUCCAGCUGUUGGACAGGAGAUCUGGGAAGUGAUGAAUCUACUUCCCUAUGAGGCGCGGUAUCGUUUAUAUGGUGAGUGGGAGAAAGAAGAUGAGCAGAUUCCUAUGGUUUUAGCUGCAAGACAAACAGCCAAGUUGGACACAAGAAGAAUUUUGAAACGGCUUGCAAAAGAAAAUUUGAAGCAGCUGGGUCGGAUGGUUGCAAAAUUAGCUCACGCAAAUCCAAUGACUGUACUAAGAACAAUUGUUCAUCAGAUUGAGGCGUACAGAGAUAUGAUUGCUCCUGUUGUAGAUGCAUUUAAGUAUUUGACUCAGCUGGAGUAUGACGUUUUGGAAUAUGUUGUCAUUGAGCGUCUGGCUCAAGGAGGUCGUGACAAGCUAAAAGAUGAUGGACUUAAUUUGUCAGACUGGCUUCAAUCUUUGGCUUCAUUUUGGGGUCACUUGUGUAAGAAAUACCCAUCUAUGGAAUUGAGGGGGCUUUUCCAGUAUCUUGUGAACCAACUAAAAAAGGGCCAAGGAAUUGAACUGGUUCUCCUCGAGGAGCUUAUUCAGCAAAUGGCAAAUGUCCAUUACACUGAGAAUCUGACUGAUGAUCAACUGGAUGCCAUGGCAGGCAGUGAGACGCUGCGUUAUCAGGCAACUUCUUUCGGUGUUACUCGUAAUAACAAGGCACUAAUCAAGUCCACCAACAGGCUAAGAGACUCACUGCUACCAAAGGAUGAAUCCAAGUUGGCAAUCCCCCUUCUAAUACUUCUUGCUCAGCAUCGUUCUGUGGUCAUAAUAGAGGCAAAUGCACCGUACAUCAAGAUGGUUAGUGAACAGUUUGAUAGAUGUCAUGGAACCCUCCUUCAAUUUGUGGAAUUUCUUUGCAGUGCUGUGACACCGGCAUCGGCUUAUGCUCAGCUAAUUCCUUCGCUUGAUGAUCUUGUUCACAAAUACCAUCUUGAUCCAGAGGUUGCUUUCUUAAUUUAUCGCCCUGUAAUGAGGCUCUUCAAGUGCCAAGGGAGUUCUGAUGUCUUCUGGCCUCUAGACAAUAUUGACACUCAAAGUAUCACGUCUGCAAGUUCAGAGUCUGAAGCUACAGAGCAUUCUGGAAAUGUGGUUCUGGAUCUUGGGUCUCCAUGGAAGCCUAUAACGUGGUCGGAUCUUCUUAGUACUGCUGAAAGGAUGCUGCCUUCAAAAUCCUGGAAUAGCCUGUCACCUGAUCUCUAUACUACAUUUUGGGGGCUCACGCUCUAUGAUCUUUAUGUCCCUAGAAAUUGUUAUGAGGCUGAAAUUGCAAAGCAGCAUGCUGCUCUUAAAGCUCUGGAAGAGAUUUCUGAUAAUUCAAGUUCAGCAAUAACCAAACGGAAGAAAGAAAAAGAAAGAAUUCAAGAAUCCCUAGAUCGCCUGACUAGCGAACUCCGUAAGCAUGAAGAAAACGUCGCAUCUGUUCGUAAACGCUUAUCUCGGGAGAAGGACAAAUGGUUGAGUUCUUGCCCUGAUACUUUGAAGAUCAACAUGGAGUUCCUUCAGCGUUGUAUAUUUCCACGCUGUACUUUCAGUAUGCCAGAUGCUGUGUAUUGUGCCAUGUUUGUGCACACUCUUCAUUCCCUUGGGACACCAUUUUUUAACACAGUCAACCACAUUGAUGUUCUCAUCUGUAAAACCUUGCAGCCUAUGAUAUGCUGCUGUACUGAAUAUGAAGUAGGUAGACUUGGGAAGUUUCUCUGUGAGACGUUGAGGAUUGCUUACUAUUGGAAGAGCGACGAAUCUAUUUAUGAACGCGAAUGUGGAAACAUGCCAGGCUUUGCUGUAUAUUAUAGAUAUCCAAAUAGCCAGAGAGUUACUUAUGGCCAGUUCAUCAAGGUUCACUGGAAAUGGAGUCAAAGGAUUACAAAGUUAUUGAUUCAAUGUCUGGAAUCAACCGAGUACAUGGAAAUUCGAAAUGCACUCAUAAUGUUGACAAAAAUAUCUAGUGUUUUUCCAGUUACUCGAAAAACUGGGAUUAAUCUUGAAAAACGGGUUUCCAAGAUAAAGGGUGACGAGAGAGAGGACCUCAAGGUGCUGGCAACAGGUGUCUGUGCCUCUCUUGCUGCUAAAAAGCCUUCAUGGGUUUCAGAUGAGGAAUUUGGUAACGGACAUCUUGAUUUAAAGAAUGGACAAAAUGGGUCAAAGUCUUCUGCUGGUAAUUCAAUAGCUGCACAGGGUGAACCUAUGGGAGGAAGAGUUGGAGCUGUACCCUCCCAACACUCGGAUUCAACGAACUCAGGCAAAGACCCGACUCUAAAAAGAAAACUUGUAGAUGGGAGGUUGGAAAGAGGUGAAAGUAGCCCAACUGCAAAAUCUGAUCAAGGGCAUGUAAAACUUAAAGCUAGCUCAUCGGUGAAUGGGUCAGAUGCGAAGCCAUCAAUAACCUCAGCUGCUUUCCAACCUGCAACGGCAAGAUCUAUUGAAAAUAAAAAACAAGUGAAUGAAUUCUCGAAUAAAGCCUCAGAUGAAAACAUGGGAAAAGCUGCACCAAAGAACUCUACAGAAUCUGAGUUGAGAGCUCAAGCAAAACGGUCAGUUCCUACUGGAUCACUUACUAAGCCGCUGAAACAAGAUGUUGCAAAAGAUGAUAGUAGAUCUGGAAAAGCAAUUGGCAGAACUUCUAGUAUGAGUGACAGAGAUAUUCCGUCCCAUGCAUCAGCUGGGACUUCAAAUGUUUCCUCUUCCGCCACAGUAAAUGGUAACACAGAUUCAGCGUCAGCUAAAGGUUCAGCUUCAUUUGCGAGGACUGACAUUCAUGGUACUGAAUCAAAGGUGGAGGUUACAGCUGCAAAAUCUUCGAAUACAAGGAUUUCUGCUCCGAAGGAAGAUGGUGGUGAAAAUUCUGAUGCACCAAGGCCCCAUUCUUCUCGACUUGUCCACUCUCCUAGGCAUGAUAAUUCUGCUGCUGCUGCAAAAUCUAGUGAUAAGCUGCAAAAGAGAACCAGUCCUGAAGAAACUGACAGACAGAGCAAACGGCGGAAAGGGACAACUGAAGUGAGAGAUUUUGAGGGCGAAGCUCGAGUGUCAGACCGAGAGAGGUCUGUUGAUGCUCGACUGUUGGAUCCUGAAAAUUCAGGUACUGAUCAUCAAAGUGUUCACAAGGCCACUGAUAAGCCUUCUGACCGGUCCAAAGAUAAGGGCAAUGAAAGACAUGAAAAGGAUUAUAGGGAAAGAUUGGAGCGUCCUGAAAAGUCGCGUGGAGAUGAUUUGAAUGAGAGAUCCAGGGACAGGUCAAUGGAGAGACAUGGAAGGGAGCGUUCAGUAGAGAAACUUCAGGAGAGGGGUAUGGAUAGGAAUUUGGAUAGACUUCCUGACAAAUCUAAGGAUGACAGAGGUAAAGUAAGGUACAAUGAUGUAUCAGCGGAAAAAUCUCAUGUUGAUGAUCGAUAUCAUGGACAAAGCUUACCUCCGCCACCACCCUUACCUCCUCACAUGCUUCCACAUUCUGUUAGUUCUGCUAAAAGAGAUGAAGAUGAAGAUAGAAGGUUUGGAACUACAAGGCAUACUCAGAGGCUUUCCCCGAGGCAUGAUGAGAAGGACCGUAGACGAUCUGAAGAUAAUUCCUUAAUUUCUCAAGAUGAUUCAAAACGUAGAAGAGAAGAUGAUUUUCGAGAAAGAAAGCGCGAAGAUCGUGAGGGGCUGUCAAUAAAGGUAGAGGAGCGGGAACGGGAGAGGGAGAGAGAGAGGGAGAAAGCAACCCUCUUGAAGGAGGAUACAGAUGCAACUGCGGCUUCUAAGAGGCGGAAACUUAAAAGAGAGCAUCUGCCUUCCGGGGAAGCAGGUGAGUAUUCACCAGUUCCCCCUCCACCUCCUCUUUCAAUUAGUUUGUCCCAGUCAUACGAUGGAAGGGAUAGGGGAGACCGAAAAGGACCCAUUGUCCAGCGGUCAGGUUACUUGGAGGAACCAAGUCCGAGGAUUCAUGGUAAAGAAGUACCCAGCAAAAUGGCUCGUCGUGACACUGACCCGAUGUAUGAAUGGGAGGAUGAGAAAAGGCAAAGAGCUGAACAAAAGCGAAGGCAUCGGAAGUGAUGUGCGUAGAGUUUCGGUCACUUGUGGUACAUCCACCUCCUUUUAAUGUGGUGAGUUUCGUUCUUUUGGUUUGUGACAGAUCGGUUGGUAGUAGAGGCAAAGGCACGGGAAGUGAUGUGCUGAAACUCUUUGGUUUGUUACAGAUCUGUUGUGGUAAUUUCUUUCAUGGCAAACGGCCUUUCGUCCUAACGUCACUAUUGGGUAGUGAUAACUUCAUUCUUGUCAUGAUGUACAAUAUUGUAAAUUCCGCAAUUGUACAGAGUUGAAGUAAAAUUAUCUGUACCUUGGAACUUUGAAAGGAAAAUCGGGAAGCCCCGAGUUCUGUCGAUAAACGUUCCAUUUUUUC
Molecule: messenger RNA, 6122 nt
Organism: Pyrus x bretschneideri (Chinese white pear)
Lineage: Eukaryota; Viridiplantae; Streptophyta; Magnoliopsida; Rosales; Rosaceae
Product: THO complex subunit 2
Exons: 32
Coding region: 164-5776 (1870 amino acids)
Biological process (GO): mRNA processing; mRNA export from nucleus
Cellular component (GO): THO complex part of transcription export complex
Molecular function (GO): mRNA binding
Source: RefSeq, a predicted model, not a curated record